AUGGAUCAGAUGAUGGGUGACGGGGGCCGCUUCCCUCUGGAGACGUGGUUCUGGGAAAUGCCCAUCUGCACAAGAUGGUGGACAACAGCAACUGUUUUGACUAGCGCAUUGGUCCAGUGCCAGAUGGUGACUCCGUUCCAGCUAUUCUACAGCUUCCGAGCAGUAUUCGCCAAGUCACAGUAUUGGCGUCUUCUGACGACCUUUCUCUAUUUUGGGCCCUUCUCCCUCGAUCUCCUCUUUCACGUCUACUUCCUACAGCGAUACGCCCGACUUCUGGAGGAAUCUUCAGGUCGUUCGCCCGCUCAUUUCUCAUGGCUCCUGGUCUACGCCAUGACCAGCCUGCUACUUCUGUCCCCGCUGGUGUCAAUGCCAUUUCUUGGCCAUCCCCUAUCAUCAACUCUGGUUUACAUAUGGUCGCGACGGAACCCGGAUACGCGAUUGAGCUUUCUGGGCCUGCUGGUUUUCACAGCUCCAUACCUUCCUUGGGUUCUCAUGGCCUUUAGCUUGAUCCUGCACGGCUCCAUUCCCAAGGAUGAGAUCAUGGGUGUCGUUAUCGGCCACAUCUGGUACUUCUUCUCCGAUGUCUAUCCACCCCUGCACAAUGGUUCGCGGCCAUUUGACCCCCCAGGAUGGUGGAGGCGACUGUUCGAGAGGCGACCAGCGGAUGAGACUGCAGAUGGCAUUAACAAUGACAUUGUCGUUGCGGGCGGUCCAGAGCUCGCCCCCGAGGUUCGAUGA
This is a messenger RNA of Colletotrichum aenigma, 738 nucleotides long. It is a transcript of the gene Derl2-1, whose product is annotated as Derlin-2. Bases 1 to 738 code for a protein of 245 amino acids. Gene Ontology annotation, cellular component: endoplasmic reticulum membrane; Hrd1p ubiquitin ligase ERAD-L complex. Gene Ontology annotation, molecular function: misfolded protein binding; ubiquitin-specific protease binding. The record is from RefSeq and is a predicted model, not a curated record. The transcript is spliced from 2 exons. NCBI's taxonomy places the organism in Eukaryota, Fungi, Ascomycota, Sordariomycetes, Glomerellales, Glomerellaceae. Gene Ontology annotation, biological process: endoplasmic reticulum unfolded protein response.